CGAGUACGGAAAAUAACCGUGUAAAUGAACUUUCCACGAUGGAAUCAUAACACAGUUAUCUUGGCUGCUGCCUCGUGUAUCAGGAUCGUUCUGCAGAUGAGGAAAAACUUCCGCCUGCCGAUGAACAACAAGACUACAAACUGACAGGAUUUGAGGAAAGUGGAGGAAAAACUGUGCUUAGGUUUAAAAGGAAGUUUGAUACGUGUGAUUCGCGUGACAGUCGGAGCUACCAAAGUUGUGUUCGCAUAUCACGACGAUGAUCCAGCCUCAGAAUCGGAUAUAAAGUAUCACACGUUCAGAGGAAGCAGGACACUAAUGCUUCUUAACAGUAUGGAUAAAAGAAACAUCAACGAAACAAGCUGGCUCUCCUUUACUGUAACUACUAACAACGUUACAAUCCCUACGAAGGAAACAACUUACUGGUGCUCUCUGAUAAAAGCUCCCGAACUGCAAUCCAAACAUCAUGUCACAAAGGUCGAACCGCUUGUACAGAAAGGCAAUGAAGGUUUUGUUCACCAUCUUAUUCUUUACGAAUGCGAAGGAAACUAUACUGAAAGUGAUUAUGAUCAGGGCAAGGACUGCAUGGACACAGCUAACAUGCCGUAUGCUAGAUGCCGAGAUGCCAGUAUCGUCGUUGCAUGGGCUGUAGGAGGAGAGGCGUUUUAUUACCCUUUGCACGCGGGAUUUCCUCUUGGCGCAGAUGAUUCACCCAAGAAUUUCCUGUUGGAAAUGCAUUAUGACAAUCCAAGCAAUACACCAGGCCGAGUUGACAGUUCAGGUAUUCGGAUUUAUUAUACUGACAAGCUUCGUAAGUACGACAGUGGAAUCAUGUCAGUUGGAGUGAGAGUAAAUAACUGGCAUAUCAUACCUCCUAAGCAGAAGGACUGGGUCAGCGUUGGAUACUGCACAGCAGAAUGCACUGAGUCCAUCUUAAACUCGACCCAUCUACAAGGGGGUGGCAUCAAUGUGUUUGCUUCUAUACUUCACACUCACUUGGCUGGUCGAGCUACAUGGACUAGACAUAUUCGAAAUGGAAAAGAACUCCCAGAAAUUGCGCGUGAUGAUCAUUACGACUUCAAUUUCCAGGACACACAAGUUCUCAGAAAAGAAAUCAACAUUCAACCAGGAGACGAAAUGAUUAACUAUUGCAAAUACAGUUCCACGGACAGGGAUCAGCUAAUUGAGGGAGGCCUUGCUUCGAGAGAGGAAAUGUGCUUGGACUUCUUGUUCUACUAUCCACGUAUACCCAAUGCCAGAUCGUGUGAGAGUACUGCUUAUGGUCCUCCAUACAAGUUCAUCAAAAAAUACUUAAAAGAUGUGAGCUUAACCUCCCCACGCCGUAAUCCCAUGACCAAAAUGUCAUUCGACUGGACGGAUGAAAUGGUGGCGGACUUCAAAGAGUACAAUGAAGACGUCCAGAGAGUAUUUCCCCGUUGUGGUAUUCGCAGAUAUUCCUCCGUUGCUGACACAAUCAAUCCUAACUAUACAGUGCCGAUACCAAAAGUUACUGAGCCUCUUCCAUCCGAGGAGUCUGACUGUACACCUAUCCCAUUUGCUGCAAGCCUGCGCACGUCACCAGGGGUUUACGCCGGGUACCUUGGGAUACUGUGUGCUGUCCUUUGUAUUUUAAACCACUGAGUGAUCGCCCCGAAGAGAUUUGCCGUGUCAUUACUUUUUGUUCCUUUUUUCGUUUGGAUUUUUUUUGUCACCUUGUUUAAUCAUGACUGACGUGAAAGCAAGUAAAUAUUAUGCAACUUUC
This is a messenger RNA of Stylophora pistillata, 1759 nucleotides long. Its product is annotated as DBH-like monooxygenase protein 1. Gene Ontology annotation, cellular component: secretory granule membrane. Gene Ontology annotation, molecular function: copper ion binding; dopamine beta-monooxygenase activity. The record is from RefSeq and is a predicted model, not a curated record. Gene Ontology annotation, biological process: octopamine biosynthetic process; dopamine catabolic process; norepinephrine biosynthetic process. NCBI's taxonomy places the organism in Eukaryota, Metazoa, Cnidaria, Anthozoa, Scleractinia, Pocilloporidae.